Molecule: messenger RNA, 4942 nt
Organism: Eleginops maclovinus (Patagonian blennie)
Lineage: Eukaryota; Metazoa; Chordata; Actinopteri; Perciformes; Eleginopidae
Gene: mapk3
Product: mitogen-activated protein kinase 3
Exons: 9
Coding region: 221-1387 (388 amino acids)
Biological process (GO): intracellular signal transduction; protein phosphorylation
Cellular component (GO): nucleus; cytoplasm
Molecular function (GO): ATP binding; MAP kinase activity
Source: RefSeq, a predicted model, not a curated record
CACGAGCAUUUUACGCUCGGUGCUAAGACCAAAUCCGCGCUCGCGCACGAAAUCCAUUUACACUCCGGUAGUAGAGAGGGCCCUGAUCGAGUCGCUUUGCUCCGUCAAUCAAACAAUCCUCCGGUUUAAAAGCCCCGGACAAACGUUAACACCGUGCAGAGUAGCAGAAGAGCCUCGGUGAAGCACAGAGACAGAGCCGGAUCGGUUUGGAGAGGAAAGAAUGGCGGAUUCAGGCAGCACCGCAGCGGCCGCAGACUCCAACAGCGCUGCCGGGGCGGCUGGCUCCGUGGCGAAGGACGGAGGAACGGCUCCAGUUGUGGGAACCAAGGCCGUGUCCGAGUCCGUGAAAGGCCAACUAUUCGAUGUAGGCCCCCGCUACACGAACCUGUCUUACAUCGGGGAGGGGGCUUAUGGGAUGGUCUGCUCUGCUAUGGACAGCGUGACAGCCUCGCGCGUAGCCAUCAAGAAAAUCAGCCCAUUUGAGCACCAGACGUACUGCCAGCGCACACUGAGGGAAAUCAAGAUCCUGCUGCGUUUCCACCAUGAGAAUAUCAUCGGCAUCAACGACAUUCUCAGGGCACGGCAACUCGACAACAUGAGGGAUGUCUACAUCGUGCAGACUCUGAUGGAGACGGACCUGUACAAGCUGCUGAAGACUCAGAGGCUGAGCAACGACCACGUCUGCUAUUUCCUCUACCAGAUCCUGCGAGGCCUCAAGUACAUUCACUCCGCCAACGUGCUGCACCGUGACCUCAAGCCCUCCAACCUGCUCAUCAACACCACCUGCGACCUCAAGAUCUGUGACUUUGGCCUGGCGCGGAUAGCCGACCCAGAGCACGACCACACAGGUUUCCUGACCGAGUACGUGGCCACGCGUUGGUACAGGGCUCCAGAAAUCAUGCUCAACUCAAAGGGCUACUCCAAGUCUAUUGACAUCUGGUCAGUGGGCUGCAUCCUGGCUGAGAUGCUGUCCAACAGGCCCAUCUUCCCCGGGAAACACUACCUGGACCAGCUCAACCACAUACUGGGCAUCCUUGGCUCUCCCUCUCAAGAUGAUCUGAACUGCAUCAUCAACAUGAAGGCCAGGAACUACCUGCAGUCCCUGCCUGCCAAGCCCAGAAUCCCCUGGGAAACUCUCUACAACGCCGACUCUAAAGCUCUGGACCUGCUGGGCCGCAUGCUGACCUUUAACCCCAUGAAGCGCAUCAGUGUGGAGGAGGCUCUGGCUCAUCCUUACCUGGAGCAGUACUAUGAUCCCACAGAUGAGCCGGUAGCAGAGGAGCCCUUCACCUUCUCCAUGGAGCUGGAUGAUCUGCCCAAGGAGAAGCUGAAGGAACUGAUCUACGAGGAAACCGCUCGUUUCCAGGCAACCUACCAGGGAACAUGAGACACACAGCCCUAAAGAAUGACAAAGCCACGCAGAGGCUUGGAACAAGAAGACUCCAAACAACAUGCUAAACAAAAAGAAAAAAUGCAUCUUCAAGAAACCAACAAAAAAAAAAGAGAAAACGAGAAAUGAACAUUUAACUGCUUAUCUUUCCAUUUCUACUGCAAGAGAGCUAAGUUUAACUUUUGAUUUCUGUGGUUGGGGGUGGUAGGGUCUGUGUACUCAUACUGUUUCAGUUUUGUCCAUGUUGGACUCUUCCUCCUCUCACCUCACAUUCAUUUUACCGUUAAACGUCCCUCCUCAUCCCCUCCCAUCAUCAGUACCCCCCCUCCCCUCUCUCUCUCUCUCUCUCCUCUCUCUCUUGCUCCCUGAUGCGGACCUGUCGCUCCCUCUCAUAUAAACUACUGUAUUAACCGACUCCAUAACUCUCUUGUCUUGCUCCAUGUAAAUUACAAGCUGGAAAAAAUCGAGGGCUAAAAGAACGGGGAUGCUAAUCGGGUGUAUGUGUAUAUAUACAAAAAUAUAAAAAGCUUCUUUUCUUUUCCUUUUUAAGUGUGCUUGUGGCAGUUUCUGUUUGUACAUUGUUGUUUUUGAGUGUUUUCGGAUCAGUCGUAUCUGUAUGUUUUUGGGGUUUAUAUUUGCAAGUCUAAUUUUUCUGUUAACACUUGAUUUUUGAGACAAACAUUCAGUGUUUUUACCGGCAUGUUGGCAGGUUUAUAUAGAUUUAUUUGUCGUCGCAUUUCCUUUUCUUAAAAAAACAACAACUGUAUGAUGUUCAUAUGAAUGCAUGCAAUUCCUUAAAUUAACCAAAGUGGCAGAGAUAUGCAGGACACUUGGCCGGGGAGCAACUAAGGAUUACCUGUCGUAGUUUUAAAAUCAACACAUUACUCAACUCCCCCUUGGUUAUAUUCACGAGAAGCCACGCGAUUGGAACAAAUAGAUAUCAAACGGUAUAAGAUAUAAUUUCAAGAGUUGCUUAUUCAUUCAGACAACAGUAAUACCAAUGCCCCAUUUUCCAGAAAGUCACGGUACUCUUCAAAAUCAUUUUCCCCCUAACGAUCAUGAACUACCUGACUUAAGUGACUGUAAGUUUUAUAGUGGAAGACUUUCCUUCCAAAAUAGCAGAAAUACUGCCAGAACCCUGAUGUCAGACACUGUUAUAAUACCUUUCCCCUUCAUUAAAUACAAUAACCAUCAAAUAUCUGAUCAGUAUUACAUUUCACUUUGGUUAAAAAUGCAUAGCAGACGAGUGGUUGGCUCCUUAUUAUAACAUCAGUGGAGCCGUCCGGGCUUCUAUUGAUCCUGACUUUCAUUAAAUCCCUGAUCCAAGUCUGCAAACUCGUACAGUAUUCUGGAAAAUGGGGCCUGGUUGACAGAUAUCAGCCUUUCCAUCCCACUGUGCUGUUUUUGUACUGCGUUUCUAUCGGCUACCGGCUGUUCGGAGUCCAUCCCGUCACAGGCUAACUGACAAGCGCAGACCCGAGUAUGAACAGAUCCAUGUAAACGGUCGAGAGAAGUGCCCUUUCCAGCGAGCAUUUUCAGAUUAUGGCUCAUUGAUGUGAGUUGAAUGUAAAUGGCCUGAGUUUCUGGAGUCUGUCGCUGCAGUUAGCGCUCUACGGAUGUGAACUUUUACAAGAAGGUCUCAGCUCUACGUCUCCUAAAGAAAAAAAACUGUACAUGUUGCUGACAAAUGCUGCGUUGAAGCCAUUAAGGAUGUAUGGUAAAGAUUCCCAUGUUUCCCACGGUUGAUAUGACCUGAAUGCAGCAUCAUUAACAACAAUCAAACCCAGGAUUGUCAGAGUGCUCUACAGCCGUCACCCCUUCACGGUUGUAUGGUAUAAAAACCCUCUGCCCAUUUCUCUUUUAUGCCCCCUCUCCUUUUUGCUUGUGUGUGUGUGUGUGUGUGUUUUCCCAGCUUCCUGUUCUUCAUCAAUGUGGGUGAUUUAACGCUGCGUCGUUUCUCAGAUGGCUUCUUUGCUUGUGUAUUUUGUCUGUGUUUAUGGUUCCUGUCAGUGGCUGCUCCCUCCUCUCUUUGUUCUGGAUGUGACUGUACUUAAUGGCUGCUUGGUGGAGCCGUCACCAGCUCGGUCUGCACUAAUUUCUGCCUGUUGCACUGGGACCAGUAGAGAAGCCUUCCCUCCUCCCUCCCCCCCCCAAAAAAAUGGACCAACACAUGCACUGGAUCCUCUUUAUUGUUUCUUUCUCGGGGCGGGUCUGUGAUGCUCACCGGCCUCGCCCUUUGCAGCAAAAAUCAUUGAAUUUCUUUUUUGGGCUGUUUUUCCUCAGAAGCCAUAGCCAGCACUUUGGGGUCGGUGUGAGGCUUUCUGGUGCAUGUGGUGAAUUGUAUCCUCUUUGUUCCACCUCCUGACUCUCGCCACGCUUUACUCAAAGGGCUGCCUCCCCCCUCACCUCCUCCUCCCUUGUCUGUCUCCUUCUCCACAGUGGGAUUUGGUGGAUAUCACUGACUUUGCUGCCACUAAGUCAUCGGCCCUGGAUCAUACAUGCAGGAAACUCGCAUAACUCAAUCAGCACGCCUGCACUUUGUCUUUCCAGCCACGCUCGCUUUGUCCUGUCCGGAUGUUUUUGUCUCUCCUUGUUCAGCUUUAAGUUUCGCCUGCUGUGUGUGUGUGUGUGCGUGUGUGUGCGUGUGUGUGUGUGUGUGUGUGUGUGUUGAAGCUCAUGGAGCGUCUGCAGUAAUUUAUGUCUGUGUACAGGUGUUUGUGUAUCUGCUCAUGAGUAACAUAAAGCCAAGACUCUUUCUAUCCUGUGUGUGUGUGUGUGUGUGUGUGUGUGUGUGUUUUGGAGCCUCUCCAUGCAGUUAUCUGCGCUUUUUACAUCUGAGAUUUUCUAUGUGUGUCAUAUGUAUAUUUGGUCUCCAGUCAACCAGGCCCUGCUUUGCUUUUUUUUUAAAAUUUUUUUUUUUAUCUCCAACCAACCUGCCACCAGACCAAACAUCUCACUGGGUAACCAUGGGAAGGAAAACCAAGAGGACCACGUUUUUGCAAUCCUCCGGACACACACUCACACACACUUCCUCUCUCUUUCUGAGGAGUGUAUCUGUGUGUUUGUGAAAAGUUGCACUUAAACGCACCAUAUACAUUCACGCAGUAUCGCGAGUCUGAAGGCCUGUCCGUCACGAGGCCUGUUUCCAGAUAUUGUUGUUUUUAAAUGGCUGUUCUUAUUAUUGCUAUUGUUGUUAUAUUGGUGAGUUGUUGUAUUUUCUUUUGUUUCUUUUCUACAUAAAAGGGAGUUAAAGUUGUUUUGUUUUUUUAAUAAUUAGGAUGUUUUAUUUGUAUUUCUUUUCUUUAUUUCUCUUAUGGGCGUGAUUUAUUAUUGGCAGUGUUUUCAAUCUUUCUGAAACCUUUAUUUUCUUUGAUUUUCCCCUCCAAGAUCUUAUAAGGAAUUUUUUUAAAAGAAGAUAUACGUAGAUUGUCAAAGAGCUAUGAGUUAUUGAGGGUUAUAGUCUGUAUAUUCUAUGGGUAUUAUGAAUUAAACGAAUAACAAAAACAGAAUUAUAUACAUAUAAUUAAAUACAAUUUCCUGAUACUGUUACAA